AUGGUCGACAAUCUGGAUGAUGCGCUACCGGAAGACGCAGAGCCAGUCAUGGCAGAGCACCAGAGGGCACAGGCAGAGGCACUCGUGGAGGCAGACUUGCCCAUGACGCGCGAAGAGCUUGAUAUGCAUCUAGCAGACCUCGGUGUAGAUGUCACAGCGCAACAUGCAUCCGAUCGAGCAACAGCAGCAUCAGGAGCAGCACGGUCGCGACUCCCUCUUCCUCGCACACACUCCACCACACCUUCCCUCGACUCACCCGUAUCGCGCAUCAAGCCAAAGUCAAGCCUCUCCUACAGUGACGUGGAGACACCGAGUCGACUCGCGCGCAGACCAGCGCAGCCGGAACGCAGCUUCACAGAACUCAGUGAGAUUUCCCUUAUUCCACAGUCGCAGACACCUUCCCUCCUCAGACAGCCCUCCUUCCGCAGUACCAUCAAGAACAACAGGACGGGUGCCUCUGUACCCUUGGCGCAGUCAACACCGAGACGCGAUCCCGCACAGAGCGCUGCACGGAUCGAGCAAUUGACCAUGUCGGAAAAGGAAAACACACGACCCUCAUCCUCCAGCUCAAGUCCCAAUGGCAGUGAUCGCAAUGGCCAUGGUGGUUUUACAAGACCCGUAUCGCAAGGCAGACAGUCGCUUGGCGAUCGCUACAGCAGCCAUGGAUCUCCCAGCUCACCCUCUGUGCGCUCGGAAACAACGCGAGAGAUACCAAACAUGCUCCUUCUGCAAGAUCACAUUCGCGAGAUGCAAUCAAAAGUCAAGCAGCAGGCACAGACGAUUGACUUGAGCGAGCACCGCAUUCAAGAACUUGAGCGUCAGGUUGAAGAGCAAGCGCGUGCCUUGCAACUACGAUCAAGAGAGGCGAAUGACAGCAAAUCGGCAAGAGACACAGCCAAAGCGCAGGUGCAACAGCUCGAGCAGGAUCUAGGAAGCGUGCAUGCAGACAAGGAUGCGCUUCAGCAACGAUGGACCCUCGUGCAAACUGAUUUGGCUGAACAGAGGACAGCGCUCGACUCCUUACGCAGCGCUCAUACAAAGUGUCUGGCAGAGCUGCAUGCAUUACAGGAGCAGUACAGUAUGGCUCUUGCAGACAAGGAAAAGGCACAAGAAGAAACAAAAGUCUUGAAAGGCACAAUCAAUGGUCUGCAGACUCAGGUCGAUCAGCUCUCCUCGGUGGAGGAACGCUUCGAGAAUGCUCAAGAAGCGUGUCGCCGAUACGAAGAGCAAGUCGAGACCCUUCGUGCUGAACGAGACGAGGUCAAGCAGGAGCUGGCCAACAAGGUUGUCCUCUCCGCUAGGAGCGUCUCUCAAUCAUUGAAACAAGACCUGCGACGUCCCAGUGAGACUGCUGCUGAAAGGCCCGUAUUGAUGGACAAGGCUGUACAAGCGACUCGCGAAACGCGAUCGUGGGGAGCACAAACAACAAAGGAACGCUUGCGAUGUGUAUCACGCUUGACGCAGACCGAUUCAGUCUUUGAGCCAGCUGGUGCACCGCCAGAGUAUGCAGCAGACGAAGCCAUCAAACGUCAACGCGACAUGGCUGAAAUGACAAAACAAAUGGCCUUACAAGAGUCCCUUCUACAAAAACUCAAAUCCCUUCAGGAGCAGCAGCGUGAGACGGCACGUCAAAAGCAAAAGUCGCCGUUUACAUUCACCUGGCUGCGUGCAUGGAUCCUCGUCACUGCUGCUUUGGCCUUGUUCUUCGCUGGCUACCUCUCAGGCAUGCUGGUUCCAUCACCUGCGUCAGGUAUGACUUAUGCAGAGAUGCGUGCCUGGCACAACGCAAAUGCUCUUGAUUACUUGCUCGAGUACAGAGGCGUGCUCGGUGGCAGCAAGUACUAUCGCUGGUGGGAAGGUGGUCCACUGUGGCUGGAGAAGCUUUGUUAUUGGCUCGAUGAAAAGCUAUCGGAUGGCACGCCCUGGCCAUCUUGA
This is a messenger RNA of Protomyces lactucae-debilis, 1935 nucleotides long. RefSeq lists its product as uncharacterized. The record is from RefSeq and is a predicted model, not a curated record. The transcript has 2 exons. Lineage: Eukaryota; Fungi; Ascomycota; Taphrinomycetes; Taphrinales; Protomycetaceae. Bases 1 to 1935 code for a protein of 644 amino acids.